Molecule: messenger RNA, 1086 nt
Organism: Parnassius apollo (apollo)
Lineage: Eukaryota; Metazoa; Arthropoda; Insecta; Lepidoptera; Papilionidae
Source: the annotation of a GenBank genome assembly
AUGAUGCGCUCGAAAAUAUUUGAUGAUGCCGAACUCGAACGACUACGACGUGAGGCUAUUCCGUCGUCGAAUGAAUCGGCUAUGGCUGGAGAUGCAGCUCCACAUUCGACAGACCAGCAUCCACACGUGGAAGCCACCAUGGAUCUUCCAGUUGUGGUUGAUUCGAUCGACGAUGAAAUAGUCUCCCACGAACUAGAACAAAUGAGGAGUAUAUUGGAAGAGGCGAUUUUGGAAACGCGCAGCAAGCGAAAUCGGGCUGUCGUGAGGGCUCUUAACCCAAUGCUGGUGACCUAUUUGGAAGCCAGCUGGGACCUUUGCGAGACGGACUCCAUUCUCUUUGAAGCCGCAGUGGCAGUUUGCCGUAUUAUUGGCGCCAAACUUCCCAUGGCUGGACGCGCUACUACACAAAGUAGCGCCAUCCCAGCCUGGAGAACAAGAAUUGAAGAACGUAUCGCAAAGGCUAGGGCCCUCAUCGGCAGACUGAUAUGUUUCAGGUCAGGCAAUACCAGGCCAAGGAUUGUGCGCACCGUCAGGAUGGCGUUUGCUGGGACAAAUGUUAGUUUGUCCCAGCCGGAUAUAAUGCAGAAACUGACGGAGCGCAUAGACGACCUGAAGCAGAGAAUCGCUGCUUGGGGAAAGCGAAUUCGGCGAUAUACCGAGAGGUCGACACGGUUCAACCAGAAUCGUCUCUUCCAGAGUGAUCAGAAGAGGCUCUAUAAAUCAUUGGAGCGACGAAUGGUAAGUGGAACGGGCCCAGUACCGAAUCAGGCCGACACGGUUGCAUUCUGGCGCGGCCUGUCGUCAGAGCCCGUAAACCACAACGAGGGCCCUUGGACGGAAGUUGUGGCGAGUCAGUGUGCGGGUAUUACGCCCAUGGAUCCCGUCACCAUUACGCCGGAUGACGUAGCUGAGGCGGUCCGUAGGGCCCCGAACUGGAAAAAGUCCGGCACUCGACGGGCUGCAUCACUACUGGCUGAAGGGGUUCGUGGUGUGUCACACUGUGCUCGCCCGACAGUUUCAAGAGGUUCUCAACCAGAAGUCGCUCCCGAGCCUCUUCACUACUGGGAUCACCCAUUUGGCUCCUAA